GUCCAGUAGAGGAUCUGUUAAACCAGGCUGACCAGCUCAUCUCUACACAACACCCUCGGGCAGAAGUCUACGCCUCCAUGGCUGAGUCACUCGGCCUCGCCUGGAAGGACCUCAACUCACAGCUGGGACCGGAAACAGAUCCUCGACAUGGGGGUCUCCUUCCACACUCGAGCGCAGCAGUACAGCGACAGUAUGGACGCCGCCGAACGAGCCUACACCGACAAUGUGAUGCCCAACGACGCCGAAGGGGCGAGGCAGCUCCUCUCGUCACUACAUGAUCACAAACGAUCCGUUCUCGAGGCCUCUAUGUACACCUUACAGGAGGCACAGGCCCUCUUGGCAAGACUCAGGGGCCUGUCCUCGGAGGGUGCCACACUAGACUCAAGACCUCUUCAAAUAAAGACUAAUAUAGAGUUUGCUUGUUCUCAAAUUGAACACUACCUGGAGUCCCUCCAUGACCGCCGGAGGUUCUUGGACGGCCUCUUCUCUGCCAGGAAGCAUCACCUGGAACAAUGCCUCGCUCUCUGUUUACUUUAUCAGGACCUGACGGAAGCAGUGACAGCCCUUAAACAACUGCGGGAUGAGGUGUCACAGCACCAAGGUCUGGGAGAGUCACAGAGUGAUGCAGAAUUCCUCUACCACGAACAUAUAAAGAGAGAAAUUGCUGCUAAGGAACAACAAGAUAGAUGCAUAAGGUUGUUGAAAACUGCUGAAACUAUGGCUUCUAAAGGUCACUAUGCAGGACUAGAGGCACGGUCAAGAGCGUAUUCAGUCUUAGAGGCUGCCACGGCUCUUCAUGAAACGUGUGACACUCGUACUGCUCUCCUCCAACAGGCAAUCCUCUUCUUCAAAUUAGCUCAAACUGCACUCACAAAGUUAGACCAGGCUGAGGUGCAGGUAGCAAGUCUUGGUGGUGAGGGUGCUCAGCGCCUCUCACUAGUACUGGGUGUUGUGGAAGAAGCCGUCCAACCUGCGCUGACUGAAGGUUAUGCAAUCCUUGAGGUCACUGGUGGCAGAAGUCAGCCACAUAAUAUGGGUAUCUCACUGGUUGUGGAGGAACUUGAGCGUCGCCGUAGUCAUCUGUCUUCCGUUUGUGUGUCUUCAACUGAACAAGUUCUCCAGCGCACAGAACUCUCUAAUGCCUUCCUUGAACAGUAUAACACUAUUGAGUCUUGGCUAGUGCGCAUUGGUGAUGCCUUCCUUCAGGGCCACCAGGAUCCAGGUGGCUCCCUCAGUCUUGCCAAAGACUUUCUUCACCUCCACCAAACACUCAAUCAUGAUGUUAUGGAGAAGAAAAACGAAAUCGAAGCUCUCUCAACUUUCCUCGAGAAACUCUUACCCGACUUAUCAGCAGAAGAAGGAGUCGGCUACCAAGAAAAGAUACGAGCACUACAAGACCACUGGAUUGCACUAAAGAAACUUAUAGAUCUUCGUAUUGGAAUCACCAAGAAGUAUGUGAAAUUCCACGAAGAUGCUGAGGCUGUGAAUAAUGAGCAUGAGGCUCUGGAACUACUCCUGAAGGAGGCUAAGGGUGAAGAUCGUGGUGCUGAGGUGGAAGCUAAGUGGGAACAAGUUCAGAAGCUAUAUCUUGAUCUCUGUAAUACAGGAAAAGCUUUCUGCCAGGACGUCAAGGGUGCGGAGGAUCCUUACCUGGACUCAAACCGUGCCAUCCUGUGUGUGGAGUCCAUAUUAGAACAUCUGGGCAAGCGACGUCUGGUUAUCACUGACCUUCACUCCCACUUCCAUAUGAAGAUCACCAUGACCAAGGAGAUGUUGAUAUUGUGGAAGACUUACAGAGAAAAUGUCAAUAAGAUGCACUUUGAAAUGUCUCAGAUGGAGACAGACUUCUGCCCACUCCUGAGAGGAGAUACCACAGAUCCUGAGGGCAUGGCCAACACUUUGGUGCAGAGACUAAAUGUGUAUGUGUCAGCUGUGAAGAAGACUCAAGAAGAUAUUCAGAACAUGAUGACAAAAGCAGAAGUUAUGUCAUACAAAGGUGAUGAAGGUGGACAGAGGGAUGAAGUCAUUGGGUCCCUCCUGCAGCUGUACCAAAAUCUACAGAACAAAGCCACUGAGUAUCAGAUCCUGGGACACAUGCUGAUACAAUGGUGCAGAAACAUUGCUGAGAUCCAUCGCUCAUGUGACAAGCUUGAAUCUCAGUUUAGUAAUGUGAGCCUUGAUAUCGGUGGAGUGGAGGGCCAGUUGAGGGAGCAUGAGGCCUCCAAGCAAGCAGUGUUGGAACUGCUUAAAUUUGCUCAAAAUGAAGCCAAUUCCAUAGUGUCCAAGAUUAGGGAUCAGUGUCCCCCCGAGGCUGGUGCCCAAGACAUUGCCGUGAUUAACGAGUUGUUGAAAAGACGAGGUACAGAGUUUGAGAAAGGGUGGCUGUACCAUCAACACCUGCUGGAGAGACAACUGCGACGGUCACAGUACCACGUUGACCUCCAGGUGAUUAGUGACCAGCUGCGUGACCUGAGUGAGCAGCUCAGUCGUAUGCGAGGUCAUUACGGUGAUUCUCUGGCAGCAGCUACAAAUAUGCAGACAGCAUUCAACCACUUCCAGCUGACUGUUGAUAUGUUAGAAAAGCGCAUCCAGACAUUUGUUACAACCACCACAAAGAUGUUGGGUCCUGAAGAUGAUUCUGGUGAAGUGCAGGAAGACUUAGCAGAGUUGGAGAAGAAAUGGUCUACCUUCCAAAUGCAAGUUGGACAAUCCAAGAAGUCCAUUGAACUUUCCAUUGUAUUCUACAAGCUUGUUGAAGAAGCAGAAGACUGGGUCAAACAGGGUGGUGAGCUUCUGGUGGAUAUAGCUGGUGAUUCAUCAAACAUCCAAACUCCUGAACAGGCAGAGAAACUAAGGACCCGCAUUGAGAAUUUCCUCAAGCCUGAAGAAGAAGCCCAGCAGCAGAGGAUAACAAAACUAUCUUCUCUUGCUUUACAACUGUAUGGUGCAGAACCUCCUAGACAGAUUGAAGUUGUGAACCACCAGAAUACUCAGAUGAUAGACAGUUUUACUGUUAUCAAUCGCAACCUUAUAAUGUUGGUGGAGAACUUGAGGUCUGCCGAGGAUCACAGAGAAAGGCAAAAGAAAGAGAAAGAAGAAAUGGCAGCUUCCCUUGCAGCAGCACAGGCAGAAGCAGGGGCAGCAAGAUUGGCUACCAUUGCUGCAGAAGAAGCCAGAAAGGCUGCUGAAGAAGUAGCUAUUGCCAUGGCUAUACCUAUUGAGCCAAUAGUGCCAGAAAAGGUGGAGAUAGAAAUUCAGACAGAGGCCAUCCCAUUACCUGAUGAGGAGCCAAGCAGGCAGGAAGACACCCCACCUCUCAAGAAGGCUAAACUGAUAGAUGAUGAACCCCAGCCUAUGCCACCUGUAUUCCUUACACCUCUUGUUGGGGCCACAGUAACAGAGGGAGUCAAAUUUACUUUUGAGUGCAAGGUUCUGGGUAUGCCCAUGCCAGAAGUGGAGUGGCUCAAAGACAACAUGAGCAUCACAGCCAAUCCAGACUACAAAACAAGCUAUGAAGAAGGUAUUUGUACACUUACUAUAGAAGAAACUUUCACUGAAGACUCAGCCCUGUUUACCUGCAAAGCUGUAAAUGGUGCUGGCAUGGCUGAGACUUCUGCAACAUUAAUAGUAAAGGAAGCAGAACCUGUAGAGGUACUAGCACCACCCUCCUUUACAAAGAGACUUGUAGACAGCACAGCGCAAGAAGGAGCCACAUACCAGCUGGAGGCGACUGUAGAAGGUCAUCCUCUCCCUGUUGUCUCCUGGGCUAAAGAUGGAAACUGUAUUGAUGAAUCACCUGAUUAUGUUAUUACCUUCAAUAAUGGUGAAUGUGUGCUGAGGUUUGAAGAAGUGUUUUUGGAGGAUAAAGCUGAAUAUUCCUGCAAAGCAACUAAUGACCUGGGUGAAGACAUUACCAAAGCCAAGCUGGCAGUCACUGCUGUUGAAGUUUCUGAACGACCCAAAUUUACUAUGCCCUUAAGUAACGUGAUGGCUCGGGCAGGACAAAAGUUCAAGUUGGAAUGCCAUGUUACAGGGCUACCAAGUCCUACUGUUACCUGGUUCCAUAACAGCAAACCAGUGAAAGAAACUCCAGACUGUAGGAUUGCCUUUGAUGGUCGUGUUGCCACUCUGGUGAUGUCUGAAGCAUUCCCCAAAAAUGCUGGUACAUACACUGUAGUGGCCAAGAACUCUGCUGGAGAAGGCCAGUGCUCAGCUAAUGUGUCUGUAAAGGGCCGCAUCCCAACUGAGACAAGUGACUCCGAGGUUACUUCAGACAUAGAUGUGGAGCCUGUGAAGCCUUCAGUGCAGCUUCCCCUGAAGGACACCAAUGUCAUGGAGGGGAAGAGUGCCAGGCUUGACUGUGUUAUUGUUGGACAGCCUGAACCUGAGGUGAUAUGGUACCAUGAUGAUAAACCAGUCAAGGAGUCAAGUGAUUUCAAACUGCUGUUCCAUGGAGAUCGCUGCUCCCUCAUCAUCCAGGAAGCAUUUCUUGAAGAUGCUGGUAUAUACAGGGUAGUUGCCAUGAACUCUGCCGGUGAAGCAUCAACUGCUUGUUUCCUCAAUGUUGAACCUGUCCCAGAACUUACUCCACCUCCAGCACCAGAACCUCCUGCAGUGGCUCCCAGAUUUUCCCUGUUACUGGCUGACAAUCAUGUCACAGAGGGUAACCCUGUCACUCUGCGGGCCACAGUCACAGGGCAGCCAAAACCUACAAUUGCGUGGUUCAGGGAAGGCAUGCCACUGAUUCCUGACAAUGAGUUACAGAUUCAUGAAAGUUCUGAUGGGAGUGUGAGUGCAACAAUUCAUGCUGCAACCCUUGAUCAUACUGGUCAGUAUGAGAUUGUAGCCUCAAACACUGCAGGGACAGCCAAGUGUGUAGCGUACCUUAGCAUUGAGCCACGUCUUCCCACACCCCCACCGGCAGAACAAACGGAGCCUCCAGUUUUCACUAAACUCAUUACUGAUGUCACAGUCACAAGUGGAUGCAGUGCCAAGUUUGAAGCUGAGGUUAUGGGGCUGCCCACGCCCACGGUACAUUGGACGCUAAAUGACUGCCGCAUCACUGGCCAGGAAUACCUGCGUGGUCACAUGCAGUACGUGAUGGGGAGCAGCAGGAACACCCAUACCUUAGAGCUGCCCACCACCUCCAUGAUGCAGGCGGGAAGAGUCGCUAUCAUUGCAGAAAACAGUGUGGGGAAGGCUGUGUCUGCUGCCACAUUGGAAGUUAUUGAACCUGUAGCCCUAGAGGUCCAACCAAUUAUGCCUGUCCACCAAACAACGAGGGAGGAGACCUUUGUCACCUCCAACACGUCCUCCUCCUCCACAUACCAGCAAAGUACCAUCAUUGAGUCAAGCCACUUCACUCAAGUGGUCUCCUCAGAUGGCACCGCUGACGAGAAGAAGCACAGCAUGGCCGCCACCUCCACAUCUCAGGUUAAGAAGGCUACAGGGCAGCCGACUGUAGAGGUUCAUGGUGCACGUUUACAGGAGAUGAGACAGGAGGGAGGAGCCCCACCAUCAGUCACUGACAAGGUGAGCUUGGUCAAGAGAGAAGGUGAAAUAGUUACUCAGCAGGUCAGUCAAGACUCCAGCACCAUCCUGAUCUCUCCACCUGCAAAGAAAAUUGUUAUAGCAAAGAAGAAGUCAACACCAGCAAGGUUCUUAACUCCUCUUCAAGGUGUCAUUACCAAGGAGGGUGAACAAAUUGUGCUUGAGUGCAUCAUUGAUGGCUUCCCAGAUCCAGUAGUGACAUGGACCCAUAAUGGUGGACCAGUAAGCCAUGAAGCACAAGUGACGGCAAACCUUAAUAAGGCAACCUUGAUCAUUCCAAGGGUCAAGCAGAGCCACUCUGGACACUACACCUGUGCCAUAGAGAAUGAGACUGGCUCGGCUCAAUGUACCUGUGAUGUGAUUGUCAAGAAGACACAGUUCCCACCUGUAAUAUCCAAAAGGCUGCAGCCAGCUGUAGUGGGAGUGAAUGAACGUCUUCAUUUGGAGAUUGAUGUCACUGGCACUCCGUUACCACAAGUUACAUGGUCAAAAGAUGGCCAGCCACUAAGUGCAAAUGACCAUAUUACUUUGAGAUCGGAAGGUACAAGGCACUUACUAAUCAUUCAACAAGCUGAACCUGGAGACUCAGGAAGAUAUGGUGUGAUAGCAUCCAACCCGGCUGGUCGUGCCGAGUCUUUGGCUGAUGUCAUGGUAACACAGUUGAUUCUGGACAAGGCUCCUCCCUCGCACAGAAUUAUGUUUACAGACAUAAGUGACGAAGCUAAGAGGAAUAUCGAAUCUCUUGAAGAAGGGCAUGUGAAAACUAUAAAACGAGCUAUAGAGGAAGUUGCAGUAGAGACAUCAUCUUCCUCUUCCCCUUUAAAAAUCCUCAAGGCUCCCAUUCCCAAGCCUUCUUUUGAAUCACCCACCACCACUCAAGUCCUCCCAACUCCUCCCAGUGUUCCACAAGCUCCUCCUCCUGAGCCCAUGAGUGAAGAGGAGGUGGAUGUUAAACGACUUCCAGGUAAACUGAAAAAGGCAUGGCCACCACCACCACCUGAUGAUGAUGAAGCAGAACACGUCCCCAAAAUUGACACGAGUGUGGAGAUAACGUCUCGCAACGUGUCCUCCAUCAUUUCAUCAUUUUCAGCCUCAAGUGAAAUGCAGUCAUCAUAUGUAAGUCAAAGUAUGCUUCCAAAACAAAUUCCAAAACCUAGACCACCUCCAAAGCUUCCAGAAGAACUGAAUAUUGAACUUCAGCCAGAACCAGCACCUGAGUAUGGAUACUUGACUCCUCCAGAGGCCAUGGUGGUGGAAGAACCACAACCAGAGAUACAGUAUGAAUUGGUCCCUGAAGUCCAGCCAGAGCCAGAGCCAGUAUUAGUUUAUGAACCAGAACCUGAGUAUCAUGUAGUACAGUCACCUGAACCUGUAUGUGUGCCAGAGCCACAUGUUGAAUUUGUUUCUCCUCGUGAGCCCGAGAAAAUAAAAGAAGUGAAAGUAAUUGAGCGCUUUGAAUCUGAUGUUCAGUUAAGGCAAGAAUUUAAAAGAGUAACUGUGCCCAAGAUGGAACCAUAUAAGAUUUUAUCUCCUGUUCCUGAGGUGGUACCUGAGCCUGUUCCAACUCCAGAGCCACCCAGAGUUCCAACUCCAGAGCCACCCAGAGUUCCAACUCCGGAGCCACCCAGAGUUCCAACUCCAGAGCCACCCAGAGUUCCAACUCCAGAGCCACCCAGAGUUCCAACUCCAGAGCCACCCAGAGUUCCAACUCCAGAGCCACCCAGAGUUCCAACUCCAGAGCCACCCAGAGUUCCAACUCCAGAGCCACCCAGAGUUCCAACUCCAGAACCACCCAGAGUUCCAACUCCAGAGCCACCCAGAGUUCCAACUCCAGAGCCACCCAGAGCUCCUACUCCAGAGCCACCCAGAGUUCCUACUCCAGAGCCACCCAGAGUUCCUACUCCAGAACCACCCAGAGUUCCUACUCCAGAACCAGCCACAGUUGUUGUUCCAGUUGUAGAACAGGUCACUGAAGAGUUUAUCCCAUAUGAUUAUGAACCCCAAACAAAAAGAGAAGUAAAGACAGAGACCAGCACAACUGAAAAGAGCUUCUAUGAGUCCAAACGUUCAAUGUCCAAAAGUAGCUAUUCUACAGUUGAGACUAAAGUGUACACAACAGGAGUGUCAAGUCCACCCUCUGAACACACUGUGGAAGUUUCACCUGCACUAGACUUUACUCUACAGCCCACUCAGCCUGAGCCAGUUGAGCUCAUUAUUCCUGAGAGUACCAUUACCCCCGAGCCUCUAGUUCCUGAACCCAUUGUAGAACCUUGUCCACAGCAGACAGAUGACACACAUCCAAAACAAGUUCUGAAAUCUUCACCAGAGGAUGAUAUAUUGGAGUAUUUUGUUCCAGAAAGUGAACAGGUAAUUGAAUUCAUGCCUUCUCCUCAACCAGUGCCUGCAGAACCAAGCCCAGAGCCAUCCCAAAUUGUGUUACAACAGCCAUGGUCACCUAGACUUGAUGAGAACAUACAACAUGGUGAAUUUAGUACAAAUGCAGUAUCAUCAUCAAUAAACAGAGAAAUGAAAACGAUGUUUGUUACAUCAUCUAAUGUACAGACAAAAAUUUUUGCCCAAGUUCCCCCACAAGAGCCUGCGGCACCAGCCAUGUUACCUGAGUUGGGAAGACCAGAACGUCAACCUCUUCAGCCUCUUAUAAUGCCAGAAUGCACACUACCUGAGCAAAUAACUGUUGAAGAACCAGUAAAACCGCCAAAACCCCCAGAGCGCGAUGAGGCAAGAGAACAGAAGAAGCCGAAGAAGAAACGGGAGUCUGUUAUUCAGAUUGCAAAAAGAUUAGAAGAGACUAUUGUUCCAAUGUCUCCAGAUGAGGUACCUGGUGGGAUAAGAAUGUUUCCAAGUCCCAAGCAGCCUUCUACCCCAGUUCGGGAUGUUCCUACUCCAACCCAAGAGACUUCAUCUGCCAGAGCAACGCCCACUAUCGAUGAUAAGUUGUUUGGAGAAAAAUUCCCAGAACUUGAGCCUUUUCCUUUCACUGUUGAAGAGAAACCAAGGAGAGAACGACCACGUAGUUUACCUCCUCCAGUGCCCCGUAAAUUUAUUCCUGGGUCCUUCACUGACAGUGAAUACGAGAGUGAUAUGGAGCCUGAACACAGAUUCCAACUUAAGAAAAUUAAGUUUGAAGCACAAGAGCCACUGCCUCGCCCAGCAUCAGUUGGCCAAGAGAUUUUGCCUCCAUCAGCUUUUGAUACUCCACCUGUGUUUGAUGGUGGAAUGAGACCUGAAAUCCUUAAGAAAGAGGAAGUAGUGAAAGAGGCACCAAAAUCUAUCACACCAAAGAAAAAGACAAAAAUUGUACAGAAGUUUUUGGCUGCUGCAGGCGAGAGUGCAGAGGAAACGAUAAUCAAGCCAAUUCCAAAGAAACCACUUGAACCUAAGAAGCAUCAUGUAGUGCAACCUUCACCAGAACAGAUGAUGGAUGUUAGCUCUGAGACUCUGAGAACACGAGGAAAACUUUCUACAUCCUGGCCCCCACACCCAGAGCCUCACCUGACACAACCAAUACAAACUGAUAGGACUUCUUUCUCUGAGACGCAGGCAUCUUCAGUGUCAUCCUUCUCUGAAACAAAGACACAGAUGACUUCUAUGAGUUAUGAGACAAGACAAGCUAAAAUAAGUCAACAGUCGCAGCAAAUUUUAACUCCUGCCCCAGUCUUAGUACCAGAACCUGCCCCCGAGUAUGUCCUUCAGCCAGAACCUGCACCAGAGUAUGUUAUUCAACCAGAACCUGAACCUGUAUAUAUUCCAGAACCAGAACCUGUAUAUAUCCCAGAACCAGAACCUGUAUAUAUCCCAGAACCUGAACCUGUAUAUGUUCAAGAACCUGAACCUGCACCUGUGUAUGUCCCAGAACCUGAACCUGAACCUGCACCUGUGUAUGUCCCAAAACCUGAACCUGCACCUGUGUAUGUCCCAAAACCUGAACCUACACCUGUGUAUGUCCCAAAACCUGAACCUGCACCUGUGUAUGUCCCAAAACCUGAACCUGCACCUGUGUAUGUCCCAAAACCUGAACCUGCACCUGUGUAUGUCCCUGAACCUGAACCUGCACCUGUGUAUGUCCCUGAACCUGCACUGGUGUAUGAUCUGCAACCAGAACCUGCUCCUGUGUAUGACCUGCAACCAGAACCUGCUCCUGUAUAUGACCUGCAGCAAGAACCUGCUCCUGUAUAUGACCUGCAGCCAGAACCUGCUCCUGUGUAUGACCUGCAGCCAGAACCUGCUCCUGAAUAUGCAAUACAAUCAGAACCAGCCCCUGUUUCAAUGGUAGAACCUCUGGUUGACUUUACUGCUGCACCUGGAUUCAGACCCGUGCGAGCGCCAACACCAAAGGCUACACCACCACCACCAAAGCCAAGCCAAGUGAAGUCUGCUCCUCCACCACCAUUUGACAUGACUCCUCCUGACUUUACAACUUAUACAAAGCCUGCCAUUGUGCCUGAAGUAAAAACAACCCAUGUAACUAAAACUACACAAGAAAUUAUAAGUAAAAAAGUUGAAAAGCAAGUAAGUAAAUCUACUGUUAAGUCUGUCAAGAAAUCUGAGCCUCCAUCCGAGUUAGUUUCUAGGCCUCCUUGGGUCAGUAAAAAGGCCCCCGCAUGGCCUCCAAGUUCUCAAGGAGAAGCACAAAGUGUUGUUUCCUCAGUGCAAAUACGUUCUCAGUCCUUAGAACGACCUCAAGUGACAGUGGCCUCCACACUUCCUGCAAGGCCACAUGAAGCCCCACCUUCUAUAUAUUGGUCAAGCAAUGUUACCCUUCAGGAGAAAAGGAUGUCAUGGCCUCAAGCAGCUCCUCAGAUGCAAACAGUAUCUUCUGCUUCUGUUCAUGAAUCAAGUUCAGUAACCUCAAAACAGGAGAUGGUAAAGAUGUCACAACAGAUGUCUCAGACAACCUCAAGGAAACAAGUUAAGACAGAGAAAACUAUGCAGGAUGCCAAGCAGAGUUAUGCAAAAAUAGUUUCAGAAAAACAAGUGACUGCAGGGUCCAAAAAGUUGACACAUGCACCCAUUCAAACUCCAGUCCUGCCACCUGUUAAGGAAAUACCAAAAAUUAAGCCAAAGAAGGAAGUUUUUGUUGAAUCAUCUGCUCCUCCCAGAGAGAGUUCUGUUGUGUCUCCAAUAAUACAACUUCCUCCCCUAGAACCAUUUCCAUUUGAAGCCCAACCUGACCAGGGGAAGAAACCAAGAGGAAAGGCUCCCUCCAUGCCAAAGAAAUUUGUUCCUGGCUCCUUUACUGAGAGUGAUUAUGAGAGUGAUUAUGACACAACAGCAAGUUCCUUUUCCAGACUGUAUAUGAGUGACAGUGAGGCAACAGGUUUUAGACCAAUGAAUGUGAAAAUGAAAAAGGGGAGAACAAAGAAGCCUAAGCAACCUUCACCACCACCACCCUCCACGUUGGGUCCUCCUCAACCUUUUGAAGUCAAGCUUAAGCCACUAAGUGUUUUCUCAGAUGUAGAUUCAGAUAUUCCAACUUCAAGAGAGAGUACUCCUGUACCUGGACCUACAAUAAGCCAAAGUAAACAUGUAAUACGCACAACAAAAUCUUUAGCUUGUCAAAUAACUCCAGAAAAUAAACCUAUAAAGCAAACUCAGAAGUUUGUGCAGCAGAAAACUCCCAUUAUAACACCUACUGCUCCUAAAGUUGCUCUUCUAACUCCAGCCAAGCCAUCACCUGCUGUUGCUCCUCUCACUCCAGCCAAGCCAUCACCUGCUGUUGCUCCUCUCACUCCAGCCAAGCCAUCACCUGCUGUUGUUCCUCUCACUCCAGCCAAGCCAUCACCUACUGUUGCUCCUCUCACUCCAGCCAAGCCAUCACCUGCUGUUGCUCCAAGAGUGGUGCCCCAAGCUGUAAAACCCACAUCUGUAGCACCGACCUAUUUGAGUCAACCAGAAAUGAAGGUGACUACAAAUGUUUCAUCAGCAUCUUCCGAGAUGAUUGUUAAGACGGAAGUUAAACAAGUAGGUUCACAGGUUCAAACUACAGAGAAGCGAGAGAGAGGAGUGAAGGGUAUGAUGAAAAUGUUUGAGGGCAGUGGUCCAGCUCCAAUGCCACAGGGUGUUGUGGUGUCUGCACAUAUUCCGGGCCCCUCCACUAUUGGGGUACAGUCACCACCACCACCACCACCACCUGUUGGAGCUGUACCAUUCCAAGUACCUGCCCCAGUGCCAAGUGCUGCCCCAACCCCCUCUACAAGUGAAGCUUCAGUCCGAUAUAUCCCUGUGGCUCAUGAUGCUGAUGGUGCAGAUAAAACCUCAAGCUCCAGUAACAUGAAAACAAAGCCAUCAUCUCCAAAGUCCAGAAAGAAGACAGAGAAUCUACAGAUGACUGCUCAAGAGAGGGAAGAAAGCGGUUAUGCAGCAGAUACUGAAGGAACUCUGCCACGCCGCAAUAUAAAGAGUAAUCAGUCAAUGAGUUCAUCAAACAUUACUUCUAGUUCUUCAUUUUCAAAAAGUGAAAGUUUUAUGUCUUCAUCGUUCUCCAAGAAUGAGAGUAAAGACUUUUCAUCAAGUUCUGGUUUUGGUCAAGUAGAACCUCCAUUAUUUCCCUCUGGCUUUGGUGCCCCUGCCAGUGGUGGUCUGCCUCCUGAAGGUAGUUUCCCCUUGGGUUCCUUUCCCUUCCCUUCCGCCCCCGCCUCUUCAGUAGGCCAGACCUCGCACUUCUCCAGUUCAUUCAAGUCGUCAGAAAGUAAAUCUUCCCAGAUGUUUACUAGCAGGUCAGAGGAAGUUCAUGAAGAAAGGCGAGGGAGUGACGGCCCCAAGACGACAAAACCAACACCUCCGCCGCACCAAGAAAAGAAACCCAAAUUUGAAGAAUAUAGAAAAGAAACAAAAGGAAAGCCAGGGACAUCGGGACCCUUCUCAGAAGACACUUAUUAUGCUAUGAAGGAUGAGAGUGAUGUCUCAACAGAUAAAUCCAGGACUCAAAAGAAAGUUGAAUUCAAGAGUGAGACACAUGUAGAAGUAAUGUCAGAUAAGAAGGUUGAAGUGUUUGAAAGUACGAGUGUAGAUGUGACUCCACAGCCACCCAAGAAGCAGACAGUUAAAGUGGAACCGAAAUUAGACAGGAAAGCAAUUAAAGAACCAAAAAUUGAGAAAGUGCAACAGGUUUCAAAACCUGUUAAGCAGCAAAAAGAAGCAGCAAAACCAGCUUCUCAGGAUACAACUGUAGGGAAAGUGAAGACUGCAGUUAAGGUGGUUGAGCAUGAUACACAAAAAGUGAAGACAGUUGUGCUAACUAAGUCCACUGACAAGCAAAAAACAGAAGAAAAAGUGAUAAAAAAGAUGACACCAGUUUCUGAGCCCAAGUUUAAGGCAGUUCAAAAGCCUCAGCAUGACAAAUCAUUAAAAGAAUCAUUUAUUACUUCACAAGCAAAAGUUCCUAAAAUUGAACCUCUUAAGUCAACUGGACUUGUGAAGCAAGCUGUAACAAAGCAGGAGAGAGAGAAAGAAGAGCUUGAUCUUAAACCUUUUCCAUUCAAAGUUGAUCCUGAAAAGCCUAAGAUGCCAAGAGGAGCCCCACCACGUCAACCCAGCAAGUUUGUAAAGAUCGAGUUCCACGAAAGUGACUACGAGAGUGACUAUGAAGGUCGUAUUCCACCUAAGUGGAAGCCAAGUGACAGUGAUGCUGAAGAUCAGAGCUAUGGAAAAAUAAAGCCACCACCUAGCACACUGAAAGUUCCUCAGCCUCAUGUUAGAACACCAACCCCACCUACAGCCUUUGAUGAGCCUCCAAAGUUUGAAGGACCUCCCAGGCCAAAGGUCGAUUUUCCAGAGUCUGAAACUGAACCCGAACGAGAAAUAUCACCAGAAAUAAUUAUUCCAGAAAAUGUUGAGAUUAUCAGUCGACCAGAACCACCUCGGAUAGUUCCCAAGGAGCCAAAGAUUUAUAAAUCACAGCCACAGAAAAAAGAGCCUCCUCCAAAAAGACCUCCCUCACCCAUUUUAAAGCCUGGAUCACCACCCAUAGAAGACUAUGUGCCACCACCUCAGACACAGUCUGCACCAUAUUCUAAUGCUAUUGGUGUUGAGUCAACUAAAAUCACAAAAAUAGCAGAUUCUAGUAAACACCACCAGAGAUUUGUAACUAUGCAACAGACUACGCGUGUUAUCAAGUUUACAGACUCGAGAACAGCUUCCUCAACUGAGACUCAUGAUGUUAAGACUUCUGAAUCAAGGUCAAGACCAUUACAUAAAGAAGAGUCUAAACUGAAGCCUCUUCCACCUUUGGAGCCAUUCCCAUUCUCUCCCGAGACAGAAAAAGCGAAGAAAGACAGAGGUGCACCACCGCCCAAACCGAAGAAGUUUCAAAAAGGUGAAUUUACUGAAAGUGAUUAUGAAAGUGAUUAUGAAAGACGUAUCAAACCUAAAUGGCAACCCACUGACAGUGAUGCUGAAGACCUCAGUUAUACCACCGUGAAACCACAACUUCGAUCAGACAGAACACCUUCAAAGACCAGAGAACGAACUCCCACUCCUCCUACUGUCUUUGAUACUCCACCUGGAAGUGGAGGUCCAUGGCGACCAGUCAUUGAACCUUCUCAAAUAAUUGUUCAGAAAGAGCAAAGUCUUGAAGUUGUAAUUCCUAAAGAAUUACCCAAGAAAAUUGAACCACCCAAGAAAUUUACUGCCAAGGUAAUACCUAAAAAACUGGUGGAGCCUCGGGAAAGGUCAGUGUCACCUCCUCUUCCUUCACCAGGUUCUCCUCCAGAAGAAGGCAUAAUUGUGCAGGAGACCCAAUAUGUUGUGGAUAAAGUAGACCUCAAGUCAAGAGUAAUUACCCCUCCAGUGAGAGAAAUUCAAACAUAUGAAGAAAAACCCUACACAAAGGUAAUAGAGAGAACCGAGAAGACCUUUACAAAUUUGAAACUAGAAGAAGAACUAAGAAUGAAGAAAGAGAGAAUGGAAACGAAAAAGACUGUUGUCACAGAAUAUGAACAUGUUCCAAAACGACCUCCACCACCAGCUGAAUCAGAACAAGAAAUUGUACAGAUAGAAAUAUAUCCAGACCUAGAACCAUUCCCAUUUGAACCAGAUAAAGAUAAACCCAGAAAGGAAAGAGGUCCACCUCCACCUAAACCUAAGAAAUUUGUUAAGGGAGAGUUUAGGGAAAGUGAUUAUGACAGUGACUAUGAGAGUAGAGUCCGCCCAAAGUGGAAGCCACCAGAUAGUGAUGCAGAAGAUCCAGAGUAUACUCCAGUAAGACCUCCUCCACCCACAGAAAGACAGCCUUCCAAGAGCAAGGAACGCACUCCCACUCCACCUUCAAAGUUUGAGGUUCCUCCUUCUUUGGGGGGACCCUUACGUCCAACAAUAGAUUCAGUAGAUGCACCUGUGUUAGUUGUGAAAGAGCCUUCCCCUGAAAUCAUUAUACCAAAAGUUAAAGAACUACCACCAUCGAAAAUUCUAAAGGUAACUCCAAAAGCACCUGUAUUGAAACCUAAGGAACCAGAGCCACAGGUAUAUGAGACACCCAGUCCUCCUCUACCAGAGCCUGGACCACAGCCAGAAAUUGGUUAUGUUCAAAUGAAAGUAACACCAGCAGAAGAGAAAGAAGAUGUUCAUAUUAAGAUGAUUAGAAAAAAGAUUGAAGCCAAAAAAGGUUUCCAGAUUGACAUUGAUAUUACUGAUAUUUAUGACUUUGUUUCUGAAUCGGAUCAUGAAAAAGUAGAUAUAGAAGCUAGCCAGACAAAGCCUUUUCCACAACUUCAGCCAUUUCCAUAUGAACCAGAUCCCAGCAGACCUAAGCGACAGCGAGGUCCUCCUCCACCACAGCCAAAGAAAUUUAUGAAGGGAGAGUUUAGAGGUAGCGACUAUGAGAGUGACUAUGAAAAACCAAUUGCUCCUAAGUGGGUGCCACCUGACAGUGAAGGUGAGGAACAUGUUUACCGGCGAGUUGCUCCUCCUAUUGGAGAAAUUAUGAAGCAGCGAAGUGAAUCCUUAGGCAGGGACCCAUCACCCCCGUCUAAGUUUGAUCAGCCACCUCAGUUUGAAGGACCACCACGCCCAGUCAUGGAACUCUCAGAUUUGCCCAGAAGGGAGAGAAGAGAGUCCUUAGAGGAAUACUCUAUUCCAAGGUUCCCUAAGGUAGAGUUCAAACCCUUUGAUCUGGAGGAGGAUGCCAUUGUUCAAGCUCAAGGAGUCAUUACAACUGACACUGAGACUGAACCUGAAUCACAUACAAAAGAUGGUCUUGACAGAAGAUAUGUGAAGUCUGCUCAAAAAACAGUUAGCAAUCAGUUUGACGACAUGACCCAGACAUUCCGCCACAAAGCACAAAAGUUUGCUGAGCAGUUAGUGACAGAGGUAUUUGCUGCCAGGGAGGGCUCAGUGCCAGCUGAGCCAGCAGGUGAACCUCCAUCACUACCAGAGGAGUUGAGGACACACUCUGUCUCACCAGACUCCACUGCCGUGCCUCCAACUUCCACAGCCUUGUCACCAACUACCCAGGAACCUCAGGCAUACAGAGAUGAAUCCAGAGUAUCUGAAUUUGGCACAAAACAUAUUGACCCGGAUACAGGUCUAAUCUACUUCAAAUAUGACUUUGGUUAUGAAUUUGGUGUCAUCCUACCUGGAGAAGCAAAGAAGGUAGAGAAGAAAAAACAAGUAAAUGGGGAACACAGUUCAGACAUCCCUAUUCCUGUCAUUCAUGAAAAAACUGAUGGUUUUAAAAAAACUGAGAAAUGUUUUACCAAGACCAAUGGUCAUGUCCAUCAUAUGGAGACUACUGGACCCCAAGACUCACCAGCUGCAUCAGUUGAAGAAUCUGCAUCGACAAAAGGCACAUCCGUCCAAGCUCCUACAAUGGAUCACCUCUCCCCUCAUCCAUCUCUUCAGUCCGACAUCUCCGAAACAGACCGUGAGUAUCAGCAGUACAUGGGCAAGAUGAUUCCUGAAUUUGUGCCCAAGAAGCAAGCCCAAUUCCGUCCCAUUUCUGGUGACCCAUAUUCAGACAGUGAAGCAGAGUCAGACCACCCGAGUCCGUCCAAGAUUGCUGAGUCAAGUCCAGGUGUCCCAGUGGGUCCUAGGAGGUUUGUGCCUCUGGUUCCUGGUGCAGCUGUUCAGCCCAAGCCACUUUCUUUUCAAGGAUCCCCAACUGAUGCACUCUACACAACAACAGAGCUGGGAGUACUUGGGUCCCCCCUCAGCGCUACACCCCCUUCCACGCCUUCCACACCCCGCUCUGGCCCCCUUACACAGCCCACACGACCGCCACACUACAUCACGGUAAGUUGACAAUAACAAAAUUGUUAGAUACUAUUGUAAGUUAAAUAAUGUUGUCAUACUGAUAAGUACUUCCCCAUCUAGAUUAUUUUCUACACAAUGUUUCCAAAUAUUAAGUUAUCCUGAAACUGUAUAAGGCAUUUGUUGAGGCACUAUUUUCAUAUAUUAAAUCAUCACACUUUUGGGUUGUCAAGUGAUU
This is a messenger RNA of Homarus americanus (American lobster), 16993 nucleotides long. RefSeq names its product titin-like (gene zormin). NCBI's taxonomy places the organism in Eukaryota, Metazoa, Arthropoda, Malacostraca, Decapoda, Nephropidae. The coding region runs from base 148 to 16806 and encodes 5552 amino acids. The transcript is spliced from 41 exons. Gene Ontology annotation, cellular component: plasma membrane; axon; neuronal cell body. Gene Ontology annotation, biological process: homophilic cell-cell adhesion; synapse organization. The record is from RefSeq and is a predicted model, not a curated record. Gene Ontology annotation, molecular function: axon guidance receptor activity.